GGCGGAAGCGCAGGUCGCUUCCUCCCCUGCUCGGCGCUCGCCCAGCAGCGCGGCGUCGGGGACAAAGGCACCGCAGCCGCGGCCGGAGCUGCAUAACAAUUAUAAUGCUAGCUGACUGAAAAUUUGUCCAGUCCAUCAAAAUGUCAAAAAGGCCAUCUUAUGCCCCACCUCCUACCCCAGCUCCCACAACCCAAAUGCCCAGCACACCAGGGUUUGUGGGAUACAAUCCAUACAGCCAUCUGGCCUACAACAACUACAGGCUGGGAGGGAACCCGGGCACCAACAGCCGGGUCACGGUAGGAGAAUCAACUAUUACAUCAUCCGGCAAACAACAGGAAUUGACCAGAAAUGGCUUUAGAGCUUCUUCUGGUAUUACAAUUCCAAAACCCCCAAAGCCACCAGAUAAGCCUCUGAUGCCCUACAUGAGGUAUAGCAGAAAGGUCUGGGACCAAGUGAAGGCGUCCAACCCUGAUUUGAAGUUAUGGGAAAUUGGCAAGAUUAUUGGAGGGAUGUGGCGAGACCUCACUGAUGAAGAGAAGCAAGAGUAUUUGAAUGAAUAUGAAGCAGAAAAGAUAGAAUACAAUGAAUCUAUGAAGGCUUACCAUAACUCACCUGCUUACCUUGCCUACAUCAAUGCAAAAAGUCGUGCUGAGGCUGCAUUAGAGGAAGAAAGCCGACAAAGGCAGUCACGUAUGGAGAAAGGUGAACCUUACAUGAGCAUACAGCCAGCAGAAGAUCCAGAUGAUUAUGAUGAUGGAUUUUCUAUGAAACACACAGCAACAGCUCGUUUCCAGAGAAACCACCGUCUAAUCAGCGAAAUACUGAGUGAAAGUGUAGUGCCCGAUGUUCGCUCUGUUGUCACUACAGCUAGAAUGCAAGUUCUCAAACGUCAAGUGCAGUCUUUAAUGGUUCAUCAGAGGAAACUGGAAGCUGAGCUCCUGCAAAUAGAAGAGCGUCACCAGGAAAAAAAAAGGAAGUUCUUGGAAAGCACAGAAUCAUUUAACAAUGAGCUGAAAAGGUUAUGCAGUUUGAAGGUGGAAGUGGACAUGGAAAAAAUUGCAGCUGAAAUUGCCCAGGCUGAAGAGCAGGCCCGCAAGAGGCAGGAAGAGAGGGAAAAAGAAGCGGCUGAGCAAGCAGAGCGCAGUCAAAAUAAUGUAGCUGCUGAGGAAGAGCAGGCAGCUAACAAGAUGGAGGAAAAGAAAGAAGAAGAGAGCACUCCCAUGGAGACAGAAGAGCCUCAUCCAGAAGAAAAUACAGAAAAUCAGCAAAAUGGUGAAGAAGGAACAUCCACCCCAGACGAUAAGGAGAGUGGCCAGGAAGGAGUGGACAGCACCGCAGAGGAAGGAACAAGUGAUAGCAACACAGGUUCAGAAAGCAAUAGUGCAACUGUUGAGGAGCCUCCUGCAGACCCAACCCCUGAGGAUAGUGAGAAGAAAGAAUAAAUAUUGACUCAUUCCAUGUGUCUCUUUUUAAUGAAGUACUGUUUUGAUUUUAAAAAUGUGUUGUGCGGCUUUUGUAUCUUCCUGUCCAUAUCAGUUGUCACCAAAAGAUAUUGUGUAUUAACCACUGGGCUGUCAUUUCAUGUCAGAUACCAGCAUGGCAACCUAAAGGGGCCUUCAGGGAUGAGGGAUGUCUUAAAAACAAACUAAAAAAGAAAACACGGAAUUUGUUUUUAACUGCUGCUCUAUAAUAUGUACAGUAUUAUUAUUUUAUUUCCUCCCCAAAAGAAGCAUUCCUCCCUCCUCCCCCAUUUACAUAAACAUCAGAUUAUUACUCCCACUUUUUUCUAAUUCAGAUUCGUUAGAUGACACAGUUGGAAAGCUCUCUCUCUCUCUCUCUCUCUCAGUAUCAACUCCUACUUAGUAAGAGACCAAUUAAGCUGCGGUUUAAGUUUGAACUUUGUAUGAGGGUCACAAAGCCUCUGUUUGGUUGACUUAGUCUCAGGCAUUUUCCCCCAAACCUAUCAUCAUGACCGUUAAAGGGAAUGUUAAAUGUAGACUGAGGAAAUUCAUAUUCCAGCCUUGGGUGCUAGUAAGUAACACUGAAUUGGCUUUUUUGUUUGCAGUGUUUGCACUCCUUUUUGUACAAAAAGCUCAGGUUAAGACUAGAAUUUUCAGAUGCCUCAGUGCAGUUUGCAUUGGCGUUGACCAAGGAAGGUUUUCUACUCAGUAGGUUCCAGGCCAUAGUCAAGAAAUCAGACCUCGCAUUGCAUAAGUCUCUCCAUAGGUUCCUUCCCUUCCCCUGAGAUAAAGUAUCUUAGACAAGUAUCUGGUUAAAAUAAUGAUUUGUAGUUCAGGUAAUUCUGUUACAGUGCUACCUAUGUGCAAGGAAAAAACAUAAAAUACUAAAAACUAGCACUAGGGCAUACAUUCCUACGGUUCUUAAGCCUCCUUUCCUUUUACGAACUGAAACAUCUUGCUCUUCAGCUGUUGCUUACUGAAAUUUGGCUUUAAAAGGUUAUGAGGAGUCUUUCUCGAUUGGGCUGUAGGAUUUGGUGUUAAAUCUUUUAAGUACGGUCUUUGCUUCCCCUCAUACUAUAACAGUAUCCCUUUUCACAAGGUGGGAGUGGGAGGAAGGUGGAUUGCUCUCUAAUCCACAUCACUUCUGGACGUGGAUUUCCAAAGGAUUAGAAACUCAGUCUCCUAGAAAUUACUUGGAUAUAUUAUGUUGAAGGCCCAUUUCUUGUCCUCAUCAGUCUUCAUUUUUCAUCGUUUUACCCCUGUGCUCACUAAAAAUGUCUCCUUUAGGACAACUUUAUUGAAAAACGGGGCAAAAUGCAAAACAAAGGAAUAUUUAGAUGCUACAUACUUGCUCAGGCUGUGUUGUGAAUGCAGCACAAACAGUUCAUAGCAAAUAGCAGUUUUGCUUGCCUUGAGCUUUCAAAUCUAGCAGCUGUAUGAAAAUAUUGAAAAUCUGUGUUGUGGCCCAGUUCAAACAGACAUCCCCUCCAAAAAGCUGCUUGGUAAUUUUUGAUAAAUAAGGUAGACAAGAUGUUUUAUAACUGUUUCCAACUACAAGAGAACACAAGAUGCAUUCGCUUCAUGUAAACUCAAAUAUGUUUUAAGGAAUAGUGGUGUAUCUGAUAGGAUGUUGCUUUUUUAAACCUGUUCUUUUUUUAAAUGGUUUACACACAAUAAAAAAUAACGUGGGGUUUUUUUUUAAA
Messenger RNA from Alligator mississippiensis (American alligator), 3163 nucleotides. RefSeq names its product SWI/SNF related, matrix associated, actin dependent regulator of chromatin, subfamily e, member 1 (gene SMARCE1). Gene Ontology annotation, biological process: negative regulation of DNA-templated transcription. Lineage: Eukaryota; Metazoa; Chordata; Crocodylia; Alligatoridae. The coding region runs from base 141 to 1442 and encodes 433 amino acids. Gene Ontology annotation, molecular function: nuclear receptor binding; nucleosomal DNA binding. Gene Ontology annotation, cellular component: SWI/SNF complex. The record is from RefSeq and is a predicted model, not a curated record. The transcript has 11 exons.